AAUAAGUCAAAAAUGGAUCCAGCACAAAUUACAGCCUUGGCAAAACUUUUAAAGACAAGCGGAGAUAAAGUACUAAAUUCACAGUUCAAAUUGUCGCUAUCAGGAUCUCUUCUCCGAGCCUUAAAUGAUUCUUUUAGUUUAAUUGUGGAUAAAAAUGAAAUACUUCCUCCACAAAGUUUUCAAGUGGUGAAACCUAACAAUGCCAAAUCGGACGUGUUUCGGGAUUUGCAGUUUGUGUACGAUUUUGUUCAGAAAACCGUCAUACUUAGUUUAAAUCAUUUUGUCAACGACGAUCCUUAUGAGUUUGCGGUGGAUAUAAGCAAAUUUCGAAGCUUGCGUACACUUGAAGUACAGAAAAUAUCAAUCAAGCAAAUUGUCGGCAUUCAGCACCUUCGCAGUCAGCUGGAGGAACUGACGUGCAUGAGGAGCAUUUCUGAUGUGACGGAUGUAUUGCUAAGCUGUGGUGGAGACAAAGUAUCGGAAUCCAAACAGUGGAGAUCGUUGAAGAGUUUAAAUUUUGCUUACAAUAUGCUCGAUUAUGUGGACAGUUCGUUAGACUUUGCACCGUGGCUUGAGGUGUUGAACUUAAGUCAUAACGAGCUUGUCAAUGUUUCAGCGAUACGAAGUCUUCCGAAUUUGCGUACGCUCAAUCUUAGCUUUAAUCGUCUGAACCAAAUUCCUGCUUUUCAUACAGAUGCAAUGCGAAAAUUGAGAGUCUUACAGAUUUCAAACAAUUUUUUGGAAGAUCUUGAUGGUUUGGCCUGUUUAUCGUGUAGCUUAAAUGAGCUAGAUUUAUCAGGGAACUUUAUUGUGGACCAUGGCGCACUGUUACCGUUAAGUACGCUGAUAGUACUACGGAGCGUAAAUUUGCUGGACAAUCCGUUAGCAUGUCAUCCCAAGCAUCGUCACGCAACAGCACGGUAUCUAAAUAAAGCAGCCUCUGAGGCGAAAUUUAUAUUAGACAACGAACAGCUGUCACGGUACGAAAGGACACUUACCGGUAAUUACGAUAGCUAUAAAGCAAUACUGGUGCCGAACGCUAUAUCCACGGCGAGUUUGCAUUCAAGUGGACAGAAUACACCAGCUCUGACUACAAGCGUGUUUGCUGCUGACGGAGAUGGCAACGUUACGAGUGGAAGUUUUAAGGGAACUAUGAAUGAGAAAGACGUAAUGAACCAAUCUGUAAUCUGUCAAAAGAAGUUACGCGUGCGACGAGCUGUAAUAUCCGAAAGUGAUAACGAGGAUUUAACCAUGAAAAAUGCCACAGCGGACGUUAACAAAACGAUAAGCUCUAUAAAUUUGGAAAGUAAUCUAGAACAUUUGGAAACGAAAAAGGCUUUAGAAAAUCUAAGAAGCCAAUAUGGCAGUGAAUGGUUGCAAAGUCAAGCCGGCCACAUGGUGAAAAAUGUAAUUGGAUUUGAUCCUAAUACGGAAAAAGAAUACGAAAGUGUUGUACACUAUCAGAACACCAUGGGAAGUAAUCAAAACAUCAAAGACCACACUAGCGAACACAUCAUACCAAUUGAUCAACCAGAUCCGCAAAUGCAAACAGAAGUGCAGCGCACUAGUACUCCUAUUGGUGAUGAGCAAAUAUUGUUUCAAAUAAAAACUACACAAGUAUCCCCUGUUGGACAGGGAGAAUUAUCAGAAACCAAAACGACUCUCUCCGAUUAUAAGAGCGCUUUCAGCGAUGAUAAUAAUACUCGAUACGUAUCGUUGGAACAAGAAAUUAUUGCUUCAAGUAUGAAAGGAUCACUGAAUUUAACAGAUAUCUAUAAGAAUCGGGAGGAAGUAGAUGAAGAAUCUGAAGCUGAAGAAAAUGAAAUACUAUAUCAUGUAUCUACACAUGAUGGUGGGACGGAUUUUUCCAUUGUAGUCUCUGACAAGAGUAUCAAAGAAAAAGAUGUGAUCGGAAAAACAAAAACUCGUUGGGGUAUAAAAACCUUAGAGGCCUGCGAAAGGUCGACAUCCUCUCGAAUAACAUUAACGUUUGAUACUAUGAAACGAGACAAAAGGGAACGAGUUUAUGAGAUGGAUGCUCACGAUUGCCAGUUGCUCGAAAAUCGUCUCCGAGAUAUACUAUCCCAAAGGCCGUUGUCUGAAAUGAAUCAGCGGCUUUAUAAAUGUGUCGUGUGUAAUGCCAAAUUUUCUCGUGAAGUAAACACUAAGCGUAUAUUUGAAGAUCUUCAAUGUCCGGAAUGCUAUGGUGGCUAUUGCAUUGAAAUAAGAGAACAGCAGUUGGAGAAAGAUACAAAAUCGGUCAUUGCAGGCAGUAGUGAAAUAAGUAAAGCCUUUGUUCAAUCUGUGUUGGCAUCCAAUAGCAAUGUUGAAAGUGCUGUACCCGGAACGUCUGGUACAAAUAUAUUGGAGCCAGCAACAAUUCAACAUAGUGCUUCGAAAAAUAGUAUAGUACAUCCGGAUGCAUGGAAGUCACCGGUGAAAAGUAAUCUAAAAUCUACUGAAUCUUUUAAUGAUUCCUCGUCUGUGUCAAGAAUAUCUCAGCCUGGUAGUUCCUGUGAUUCGAACCAGAGUGUGGCAGGCAGUACGAAUUCAGAACGAGACCGAGAUACGGAUUUGUUAGGCAACGAAAGCGACAUAGAAGUGUUGAGUAAUCCAAGUCAGAGUAGCAUUGAAGUUCUUGAUCGAGGAUAUCAUCCUAGCAGGAAAGCCUCCGAAGAGCGCCGAGUAUCUAGCCAUGAAAAUAUUAAUGAUGGCAGUGAAAAGUAUAUGGGCCAAGAAGCAGUGACCAGCCUGAAUGUCGGACAGGAGGCUUUAGAUGAUCACAAAGGUGCAAAUCUAGAUGGCAAUUUGGACGAAACGAUGAAGCAUUCUUUUGUAGCUUCUAGUAAAGAGAGUACGAGUACCAAAGAAGAUUUGUUGGUGACAAAAGGAACUAGUGUAUCGAAGUAUCAUACAUCGCAUGCCAACAAAAAAAUGUUCUUAACGAACGUAAAUCUAACGGAAAGCUCCAGCUCUGGUUCUGUAACAGAUAGCGUGUGUACGGCUUACGAAUCUAGCCAGGGUAUGACAUCGGAUGUAUCGAUUUCAAAACAAACAGCGAAAGAGCUCGAAGUGACAACUAUUGAACAAGCAUCAUCUCAUGAAUUGCACCCUGAAGAUUAUAAGGAACUUGUAGAAAAUGUGCCUGCAGGUGUUGUUUGUACCGGAAAAGCUGAUGGUUCCGUGCUUACCAGUGUACUUGGGGGAUUGUUUCAAUCCACUAACAUGCUAAUGGCAAAGAAUCCCAAGGGAAAAUCAGAUGAAAAUUCAAUGAACAAGUUUUACGAACCGAUCCGCUACAAUUUCAACGACUUCGCCAACGUUGAUCAUCGAUUGAAGUUGUACCUGUAUCAGACUUUGUUUGAGGACACUCAUGAAUCGUUAAAAUGGCUUGUGUCGUGUAUUGUAUUCGAUGACAAUCAUGCUGAUGAAUGGCCAUCGGGUUUUGAUGGUCUUUUUAUCAUGUCGACGACCAAGUUCUACGUAAUGAAGAAGGUGGCUGCUGAAAACGAUGAUCCGUCUACUUGGCUAAAGAAAUAUAUCGCUGGAACAAUUGAACGUGUUGGAAUUGCUCAGUCACUGCCAUGGAAAAUAGGCAUAAAAUUUAUUAUUAGUGCGAUCGGUGGAGUGCAUAUUAUUCUACAGGAUAUUCUUCGUACGGACAAAUUGAUGCUGUUUUUUAAUGAAAACCCUCUUCCGCAUUACUGUACCCUCGAUUACCAGUCAUCGGAUCUAUUAAACGGUAAACUAAAAAAAGUGACGAAGGGUGAACAAGUAAAAAUUGUGAUGAUAAUAAAUUUUUGCGAUGUGCUGCUUAAUGAUGAACUAGAAAGCGUGCAAUUAUCGACUCUACUAGUGACGGAGAAUAAAUUGAUGUUGGCUCCUGAUAUAAAAUGGCUCAAUGAAAGCUCUGCCUAUCCUAUUGAGCCCAAAUUUUCCCAACUCAUGACAAAUAUUGUUGAACUAGAAGAUGUAAAUGAGCUGUCCUGUCGACUAAAUUUCAUGGAUGAGCAAGAGGACAAAUAUGAAACGUGGCGUCUUGAUUUUGCUACAACGACGGCAAAGGAAAGCACCGUUGGUACCAUUUGCCAUUUGUGGGAGAAUAUAUUCGGUGUGCCUUUGGUAAAUGAAAAAGCGUCAGUUGUCAGCAACGUUAGCACUACUGGAGAUGACAACAAUGGCAAAAGAACAGAACAACAGAAGUAGUGCCAACAAUAACAGUAAUAAUCGCUAAAUGAAUUAGUCAAAAUAUCUCAAACAGUGGUUUAAGGUGUUUUUAAAAGUGUAUGAAAGUUAGUUAAAAAAUGAUCGAUGGAGAAUAAUCAUAAGAAUAAUAAAUUGAAAGUGAUAUUAGCAAUACG
This is a messenger RNA of Anopheles nili, 4361 nucleotides long. RefSeq lists its product as uncharacterized. Gene Ontology annotation, molecular function: protein binding. Bases 13 to 4206 code for a protein of 1397 amino acids. Gene Ontology annotation, cellular component: cytoplasm. Lineage: Eukaryota; Metazoa; Arthropoda; Insecta; Diptera; Culicidae. The transcript is spliced from 12 exons. The record is from RefSeq and is a predicted model, not a curated record.